UUUAAUAUUGUUUUGUGUUCUGGGCCAGGUUUCAUGUAUUGUGUUGAUCCCAGCAAUGAAUCAAUAUGUUAGUAAGAGCAAAUAGCAUACCAAUUGUGCAAAUGUGUUGCCUGGAGGUUGAGGGUCGGCUUGAUGAAUCAAAUCAGUUCCAUUAUUUUCAAAGACAAUUUGUAUUUGCAUUUGCAUAUCAUUUAGAUCUUGUACAUUUGAUGAAAACAUUGGAGACAUAUAGAUGUACUGCUUUAAACAAACCUGAAUGUGGUAUGUGCUAAUUUAUCAAGAGUAUCACUAAAUACAGGCCCUAAAUGCACCACUACCCUUCAAUCCUGUAUUAUUUGUAAAGGAUAUAAAUCUACACUACAUUGGAAAAGCAAAAAGAAGCUUGGACAAUUGCAUUAUUGUGCUCCUACAUCACAUCAGAAUCAGAUAUUUCUGUUUCAACUAGGCUAUUUCUUCUUUUUAAGUGACAUGCCAUUUUAAUAGCAAAAAUCAUAAAAUGUUUACAACUUGUCAACAAGUAUUAUAUUAGAUGUGCUGAAAAACAUCUAAUGAAUGGGCAACUCAUUUUCCGUUUGAUUCCCAGGGAUCUGCUGCUCAAGAAUAAAACCAUCCUGAUCCUUAUGGAGGGAUGGGCAUGGUUUAGAACCAUAGAAGUACAACCAAUAAAGAUACAAAUGCAACCAACAUUGCUUUGAGCAGGCCUUAGUAAGCUCAGCUUCUUUAUUUUGGCUCACUUUUUCUUCCUUCUCUGUAUCAUUCCACACAAAACAUCCAAUCAGUCAAAAUGUUUCUUUUGUUUUUGUUCUUUUGUUUCAAAGAGCCUGUUAACGGGGAAUAUAAUCACAGUGGGUAAUCCAUGAGAGCAAUCAGGUAGCAGAUGGACUCUCCUGCCAUCUGCUGGAUGUAAGUGGGUAAACAAAUAAAAGAAGACAUCGUAGUUUGGAAUGCUGGAGUAUUGUGUGCCAAUCUUUUGUGGUUGCUAAGGACAGCUGAAACCACAUUGUGUCUGUUGCCAUGGUAAUAGGGAAUGUUUACAGCUGUGGAAUUACAUCAGAGUGUCUCCUUGAGUGGUGCCUCUUCUAGAGUAACCAUAUGACAGCUGGUUAUGGUCAUCUGUGUUCUGUUCAUCAAUGAUCAUACAGAAACUGUGACAAGAAUUAUCUCUCUGCAAUAUUUCUGUAUGUUGCCAUGGUUAAAAAUGCAAAGAAGACAUGAUAUUCUUGUGUUACAUUGGAAUCAUGAAAUUCUGUAUUUGAACUAAUUACAUUUAUUUUUUCUUUAUUCAGUGGGAUGGCAGACUGGGCUGAUUAUAUCAAAGUCACCCUUAAGGACAAGCUCAUAAAGGAUGUAGCUGUGGUAGGCUUUUACAACAACAAAGCUGUGUGGGCCUCUAAGCCUGGAGGCUUAAUGGCUGCCAUCUCUCCCCUGGAGGUGGAUGCUCUGGUGGGGAGAGACCGAGGGAUUCUGCUGAAGAUGGGGGCCACCGUUGGAGGACAGAAGGUCCUGGUCAUUCGAGACUGCAUGGUCGGAAGCGAGUCGGAACCGCACUUUGUGGACCUGCGAACGAAGGGUACUGAUGGGAUGGCCAUCACAGUGGUGCAGACGCAGAAGGCUCUGGUGGUUUUGAUGGGUAAAAGAGGUGUGCAUGCAGCACUGAUAAACAACAAGGCCUGUGCAAUGGCACACUACCUAAAGGACCACGGUGUGUGAAAACUACAGGACAAACUGCACGAAAGGCUGAAAAAAUAAAACCCUCUAUAAAAUAAAAAUGCUGAUUUAGUCUUUCUUGAACUAACUUUUUAGUUUAAAAUGAUCCACUGCUACAUUGUGAUGGCAUCC
Clupea harengus (Atlantic herring) is the source of this 1839-nucleotide messenger RNA. RefSeq names its product profilin-3. Gene Ontology annotation, biological process: regulation of actin filament polymerization; positive regulation of actin filament bundle assembly; actin cytoskeleton organization. The coding region runs from base 1291 to 1710 and encodes 139 amino acids. Gene Ontology annotation, cellular component: cytoplasm. Gene Ontology annotation, molecular function: actin binding. The transcript has a single exon. The record is from RefSeq and is a predicted model, not a curated record. NCBI's taxonomy places the organism in Eukaryota, Metazoa, Chordata, Actinopteri, Clupeiformes, Clupeidae.